GUAAAGAAUUUACGAAUCUAUCAAGAACUCGUCUUUAUUUAGGGUUUUAUUCCGAUUGUAAUCCUAAUCCUACCCAAACGACGUCGUAAUGGGCGAGCACGGGAAGCGAAACCGUCCGCAAAGAGACAAUUACGACGGCGACGGUAAAAACAAUCAAAAGCGACGUUUUCAAAACGACAGAGACGAUAAGAAUAACAACAGUAACAGCGACGAACUUGUAGUUUACAGAAUCCUAUGCCCCGACGAGGUAAUCGGAAGCGUAAUCGGAAAAUCCGGCAAAGUAAUUAACUCAAUUCGGCAAGAAACUAGGGCACGAGUAAAAGUUGUUGAUCCGUUUCCCGGUGCUAAAGAUAGGGUUUUAACAAUCUAUUGCUACGUUAAUAAAAAGGAAGAGGUUGAAAUUGAUGAGGAAUUCGAUUGCGGUAAUGAGCGCGAGCCGUUAUGCGCGGCUCAGGACGCGCUUAUUCGAGUUCAUUCUGCUAUUUCAAAUGCUGUUGCUACGUUUGAUUCGGAUAAGAAGGGUAAGGGGUAUAGUAAGGAGUGUCGGAUUCUUGUUCCGUCUAGUCAGGCUGCGAAUGUGAUUGGGAAGGCGGGGACGACGAUUAAGAAGCUGAGGAAUAAGACGAGGGCGAAUGUUAAAGUUACGCCUAAGGAUGGUUCGGAUCCUGCUCACUCUUGUGCUAUGGAUUUUGAUAAUUUUGUUAUGAUAACUGGGGAAUCAGAAGCUGUGAAGAAAGCAUUAUAUGCAGUUUCUGCAAUUAUGUAUAAAUUCAGUCCUAGAGAAGAAAUUUCGCUGGAAACAACUAUACCAGAUGCUCCUCCAAGCAUCUUUAUACCAUCAGAUCUCCCUAUUUAUCCACCAGGUGGGAUAUAUCCUACUGCUGACCCAAUUGCUUCUUCUAGAUCCUUUCCACCAAUCUUAGGCUCUGCACAUAUGCCAGAACUUCAGGGAUAUGGGAAUGAUGGGGGUUCAUGGCCCGUGUAUUCUUCCACCCUUCCUGUGGUCCCUACUUUUGGCAGUGCAUCUCGAUCUGAAGAAUUAAUCUUACGAGUAUUUUGCCCCUUUGACAAGAUUGGGCGGGUUAUUGGUAAGGGUGGAGGUACUAUUAAAAGCAUAAGGCAGUCUAGUGGAGCUCGUAUUGAGGUUGAUGAUACCAAGGCUGAUCAUGAUGAGUGCCUCAUUACGGUGACCGCUAUAGAGUCACCUGAUGAUUUGAAAUCUAUGGCGGUGGAAACUAUUUUAUUGCUCCAAGGGAAGAUUAAUGAUGAAGAUGAUGACACUGUUAGUAUUCGAUUCCUUGUUCCAUCUAAAGUUAUUGGGUGUAUAAUUGGAAAAAGCGGUUCAAUCAUAAAUGAAAUUCGAAAGAGAACCAAAGCUGAUAUACACAUUUCCAAAGGACAGAAGUCCAAGCGUGCUGAUUCCACCGGUGAACUUGUUGAGGUGUUAGGAGAAGUUGGUAAUGUGAGAGAUGCGCUUGUCCAAAUAAUUUUGAGGCUCAGAGAUGAUAUCUUGAAAGAAAAUGAUGGCGGUCAUAAUCCUUCAUUUGGUGCGGAUCCUUUAUAUUCAGGGGGGUCUAGUAUGUCAAUACAAUCUUUACUGUCUUCUGUUCCACAAGUUGCUCCAAUGUCUUACGACCAGAGGCCUGAAGCUGGAAGUGGCUUAGGCCUACUUGCAUCAAGCAAUCUCUAUGGAUAUGGACAUCUACCGAUGGAAGAGAAUGGCUAUGGAUCAAUGUCCUCGUAUUCUUCAUCUAAGUUGUAUGGAGGAUUGCCUCCAAAUUCAUCUUUGGAGAUGUUGGUGCCUGCUAAUGCAGUGGGUAAAGUGCUGGGUAAAGGAGGGGCAAAUAUCGUCAACAUUCGAAAGAUAUCAGGAGCAAUGAUAGAGAUCUCAGAAGCCAAGUCUGCUAGAGGUGACCGUAUAGCUCAUAUAUCAGGCACACCAGAGCAGAAGCGGGCAGCUGAAAACUUGAUCCAGGCAUUUAUAAUGGCCACAUAGGUUUCAAGAACGGUACUCUUGGUAUUUUGAAGCUGAAUAGUUAAGAUCUUGGACUUUUCUUUGUGAAAGUCAUCCUUAGUUUCUUUAAGCUACAUCUAGAAAGGGCUUCACUUUCUACGCUUCUACAACUGGACUCAGAUCUUAGAACUUGUUAGGCUCUAUCUUUCCCUCCGAUCUGUUUCAUAUGGUCUUAUCAAUAACUAUUCUGGUUUCACCAUACGUCCAUUAUUGUUUUUUCUCUAAUUUUACAAUCGUCAGCAAGUGUUUUCAAUGCCAUAGCUUCAAACUCAUAAUGAAUGUGUUGUUUCUCUCUGGCCAUGCAA
Mercurialis annua (annual mercury) is the source of this 2319-nucleotide messenger RNA. RefSeq names its product KH domain-containing protein At4g18375-like. Gene Ontology annotation, cellular component: cytoplasm; nucleus. The coding region runs from base 89 to 1996 and encodes 635 amino acids. The record is from RefSeq and is a predicted model, not a curated record. NCBI's taxonomy places the organism in Eukaryota, Viridiplantae, Streptophyta, Magnoliopsida, Malpighiales, Euphorbiaceae. Gene Ontology annotation, molecular function: mRNA binding. The transcript has 7 exons. Gene Ontology annotation, biological process: regulation of gene expression.